GGAAGUAAACAGUGACGAAGAACAAUUUCCACGUUCGCGUUUUUAUUUAGAGGUUUAUUAACACCAUGGAAAUCAACAUUUGACUCAUUUAACUGCACAGCAUCACAUACUUACUCCAGGUAGUCUUUCAUUCGCGUUGGAGACAGGACUUGGUUGAUAGAUGUUGUCUAUAUAACGCUAGCUAGCUGCUAAUGUUCGCUAACAAUGGCCAGCUGUAUUGUUUUUCACACUCAAAUAGCCUCCAUCAUGGAGGUGCUAGCGAAUGCAGCCGUGGCAGAGAUCUGUAAACUCGUAGACGACGACUAUGCAGUGUUUCGUUUGGAAAUAACUCAAAGCCAGAAAGAAAACAGGGCAUUGCGGAGGAAACUACAGCUACAGGAACUUAAGGUGUCACGAGAGGUGGCAAUGCGAGAGCGCGUCCUUGUCAGUCGCCCCAGAAGUGUGAAGAUCCUCGACCGAUACAGAGGAAUGGCAAGAGGUGAAGGACAUCUCAAUGGAGUCCACAGAAGCUUUGUGAAGCCAUCGGAACACAAUACAUGGAGAGAUGACCAACCAAUCACUGUUGACGAGGGGAGUGGAACCUCAACACAGCACGUUAUUGUGAUAGAGUCUGCAGAUACAGAGGCUGCAGGUCCUGUGGUCAAGCAGGAGACGACUGAAGGAGAGGAGGACCCAAGACAUAGCAGAGACAUCCAGACUGAAGCGGCAGGAGCGCCCCCUGUAGCUAUGGAGGAUCCCACCGCCUCCCUAGUGCAGCCCAGGACCCGAUGCAGCAUCAUGGAGGAGGAGGAGGUGCUGCUGGUGAAGGAUGAGGGGUGUGAGGAGGGUCUGGGGAACCCUGAGGAGAACAUGGUCAUGGAGGACAACCAGACUACACCUCCUCCUGAACCCACAGAGGAACCAGCUGAGCAGAACAGGACCACACACAAUCUCACUGAGUCAGUAGACAUGGAGGAUGGGAAGCCUGAUCUGCUGCUGGUCAAAGAGGAGACGAUAGAGGACGGACCAGAGAGCAUUGAUCUGCUGAGUGGACUAAAGAUGGGGGAGCAAGGUGGUUGGUUGGAGGAUAACAGAGGAGACUGGGCGGCCAUCUUGGAUUCUCAGACUGGUGCAGCCAAGGGCCCAGGGGACGACAUCACAGAGCAGGCUGGGACCAGAAGCGACAUAGCGGAGUCAGUAGACAUGGAGGAUGGGAAGCCUGAUCUGCUGCUGGUAAAAGCAAAGACAAUGGAAGACGGACCAGAGAGCAUUGAUCUGCAGAGUGGACAAAAAAUGGGGGAGCAAAGUGGUUGGCUGGAGGAUAACAGAGGAGACUGGGCGGCCAUCUUGGAUUCCCAGACAUGUGCAGCCAAUGGCCAAGCGGAGGUCAUUGGAUGGGACAGUGUCCUCAUCUCUGGGCUAGGGAACAACACUGUUAACCAUAAUCAGAAACAGACAGCCGAAAGCAGGGCGAGGUGUAGAUUUGGUCUGCAGGGUCGGGGAGGUGUCCGUAUGUGGCUGGAGAGAACAGACAAAGACUCGGCUAGCGAUGCUCCGUCCUCCUCCUAUAGUUGUGAUUCAGAGAGACUGAUGGCACCUCAGGUUAACCACCUAACAGGUGCUGCCUUCAGCCUGCCUUCUAUAGGAUCUAUCAACUGGAACAUGGACCCUGCGACAACACAGACACUCCCUGGCCUUCGUCCUCCUCACACUCUCCUAAUGUUAAACCAGACCUCGGACAAUGCCAGUGCCUCAACACUAAAUGGCUACACAAGCCCGAUGACCAAUGACAGUAGUAGUAAUGCUAUCAGUAGAUACGGUGGCAAAGAGAAGCACUUCCCGUGUUCAUUCUGUGGGAAAGCCUUCAGUUUCCCCAAACAGGUGGAGAUCCACAAGAGGAUACACACAGGAGAGAAACCAUUCAGCUGCCACCUUUGCCAGGCCAGUUUUUCACACUCAUCCAGCCUGAAGAGGCACCAGAGGAUGCACACAGGGGAGAAACCAUUCAGCUGCCACCUGUGCCGGGCCAGUUUUUCCCACUCAUUCAACCUGAAGAGGCACCAAAAGGUCCACACAGGGGAGAAACCAUACAGCUGUACCCAGUGUGAGAAGAGGUUCUCCCGCCAGCAGCGGCUGAAGAUGCACCUGAAGGUCCACACAGGAGAGAGUGCGUUUGCCUGUACGCAGUGCGGGAAGAGGUUCUCAGAGAGGAGCUGCCUCAGGAUACACCAGCAGAAAAUGCACAUGGCCCAUGUAUAGAGUAUAGUGACAUCAUAAUCUAACUGAGCAGCAGCAGUUAGGGAGAGCUCCUCGUAAAAUUGUAUUAUUUUUGUUAAAUGAUUUUGUGUUUGGUUGUUUCAAUGCAGUGCUGUGUUCUCCACCUCUGGAGAUGUUAGUAAAUGUUUUUCCUUUGAGAAGAUUGUUUGAUUUUGAGAGAGAUUUUUGAGAGAAUGAUCAACCUGGCUCUAAAGACUAGCUAGUCUACUAAGUCAUCUUGAUCAUCUGGCAAGAGGCAACAAGGGCAGGAUUGAGGGCCUAGGGCAUCAGGACAAGAGAAGGAGGAGAAAUAGAGGAUAAAACAAACAGAAAAAAGGAAUUGAUUUGGAGGAUUUCUAAAGGAAAGACGGUACAAGACAUUGGAAAGUCAACCAACAAACAAAAACACACAGGAGAGGUAGGAUUGUUCUGGACAAUGUAAUUGGUGUGUACAGUGUUAAUUACACUAAAUAGUGCAUUAUUUAAAACUGUUACAUGCAUCAGUGGAUGCUGGUGAGAGGAGCUAUAGGAGGACCGACU
Molecule: messenger RNA, 2775 nt
Organism: Salvelinus namaycush (lake trout)
Lineage: Eukaryota; Metazoa; Chordata; Actinopteri; Salmoniformes; Salmonidae
Product: zinc finger protein 716-like
Exons: 8
Coding region: 205-2238 (677 amino acids)
Biological process (GO): regulation of transcription by RNA polymerase II
Cellular component (GO): transcription regulator complex; PcG protein complex
Molecular function (GO): RNA polymerase II cis-regulatory region sequence-specific DNA binding; DNA-binding transcription factor activity, RNA polymerase II-specific
Source: RefSeq, a predicted model, not a curated record